UGGACAAGAAAAACUUCCUCAACAUAAAAGAAGAGUCACACUGGAAAAACACACCCACACUUGUCCAUCAUGGAUGUGUUGCUCUGCGUGUCGUUGUUGUUUGCUGCUGAUGGAGUGUGGAGUUCUGAAGAAGGUGUGUGGGCGGUCCACGUGCAAGCAGAGGUGCGGGCCCUGGCGGGCCACCCGGUGGUGCUGCCGUGCACCUUCAGCCACCCGCCGCAUUCCCAUCAUGCCUCAGUGCAGGUGCGUUGGCGUCUGGGUGGAGCUCAGAGUGUCAACAUCCUCUACCGCUGCACCGGUAAAGUCCCCGUCUGCGAGCCCGGGCCCCACCAGGACCCGCGGUACCGUUUGGAGGGUGACCCCCGCCAGCACGAUCUGUCCCUGCGUAUCAGUGGCACUGCCCUAGGGGACAGUGGACGCUAUUAUUGUGGUUUGGAGGUGGAGGGAAGGGAUCACAAGAGCGUGGAGGACAACCUGGGGACCCGGCUGAGGGUAGAGGCGGCACCCAUCAUCCAUUCCCUGAAAGCGGAAGCCGAUCAGAACUCGAGCUACACGGCCGAAUGCAGAGUGACAGGCUCACCGCCGCCCGACAUCCAGUGGCUAGGACCCGAGCGCCCGCUGGAAGGUUCUACGGCGGGCCCACUGACUUUGACUGGUGACCUCAUCGUUAGCCGGCUGCAGGGCGUGGAACCCGGAUGGCAGGUGACAUGCUCUGCCUCCAACCCCCACGGGAAAGACAAAGCCACCCUCUACUUGCUUCCCCAUCCAGCACCUCCACCCAAAGAUGGAGUGCCCCCUUAUAUUCUGCUGCUGCUGAUUCUUUCUCUGGGGUCAAAGGUCAUCAUGCUGCUGGGGAUUGGAGUGUGGCUGGUGCCUGGAGUAGGCCUCUGGUGGAAGUGACCACCACACCCGUGAGCCCCACUUUGACCAUUUAGAUUUUAGAAUGAUGUUCAAUAAAGUUUUGAUGCUGUGCUUGCUGCCACCUCCUGCUCACUUGAUUCAUUACUACUUUAUUUUCAAGAAGACACAUCUACGAAACAAUGUCAA
Messenger RNA from Syngnathus acus (greater pipefish), 1047 nucleotides. RefSeq names its product V-set and Ig domain-containing protein. The transcript has 3 exons. Gene Ontology annotation, biological process: regulation of bone resorption; regulation of osteoclast development; regulation of actin cytoskeleton organization. Bases 70 to 900 code for a protein of 276 amino acids. NCBI's taxonomy places the organism in Eukaryota, Metazoa, Chordata, Actinopteri, Syngnathiformes, Syngnathidae. The record is from RefSeq and is a predicted model, not a curated record. Gene Ontology annotation, cellular component: plasma membrane.